AUGGAUAUAAUUCCAGAUCUUCCUUAUUUUGAUGCUGGAGUUAAGCUUUUGAACAAAGAGGGUGUGCUGUUGGCAUAUUCUGGCUACGACGAAAACAGGGCAGGCAUGAUCGCUGCGAUUUCAGCCAACAUUUGGAACAGUUACGAGAAGAACGGCCUCGAAAGUUUUCACGAUGACAAGCUGAAGUGGCUGCUCAUUCAGUGUUCGGUCGGUAAAGUUGCCAUCACCAAAGUGAUGAAUGUACUCAUUUGCAUGCAAGCUACGGAGAAGAUCGAAUCAGGCAUGUUGAAGUCAAAGGUUGGUAAUGGCGUUUAA
Molecule: messenger RNA, 315 nt
Organism: Soboliphyme baturini
Lineage: Eukaryota; Metazoa; Nematoda; Enoplea; Dioctophymatida; Soboliphymatidae
Source: the annotation of a GenBank genome assembly